UCAUCACCUUCCCAUCAUCCAUCCUAUUUUUCGCUUUCCUUUCCCUUUCCGUGUUGCUCGCUCUGCUUUUCCCCCACACGCCCGCACCGAGAGUGGAGGAGGUGGAGUGUGAGGGUCGAACUGAGAGAAAUGGCUGGAGGCGAAGCCCCCUGGCCGCCGCUUCUUUGUCGGCAUUUGCUCACGCUUCGACUUUUUUCGCUCUUCCUCAUGAUUUCUUUGCCCUUCUCCACGGCGGUUAACAUCACCGCCGUGCUCUCGGCCUACACCGACCUCGCCGACUUCAACCGCCUCCUUGUCUCGACUUCCAUCCCCGUUGAGCUCUCCGGUCGAUCCUCUCUCACCAUCCUCGCCGUCCCUAACGCUUACCUCCUCCGCUCCGCUGCCGUCCGCACCGCCGCCGCCGCCGACAUAGCUGAUGUGCUGCGCUACCACGUCCUCCUCGAGUACCUCUCUUGGUCUGACCUCGGCCGCAUCUCCUCCGGCGGUAAGCUCGUCACUACCCUCUAUCAGACCACGGGUCGCGCCGCGGGCAACCUCGGAGCCGUGAACCUCACGAGAAGCGACGGCGGCGGCGGCGCCGUCAUUGCGCGCUCUCCCUCGCCUUUCUCCUCCUCCAACGCGACCGUCCUCGCCCUCGUCGGCACGCUGCCUUACAACGUGUCUGUCUUCGCCGUGGACGCGCUGCUGCUCCCGUCCGGCUUCGACCUCGCUGCCUCCGAGACGCGGCCUCCGGUCGGCGUGAACAUCACGCGCGUCCUCGUCGACGGGCAUGAUUUCAAUGUGGCGGCGUCGAUGCUGGAGGCGUCGGGCGUCGCGGCGGAGUUCGAGGCCGACGAGCACGGUGCCGGGAUCACCAUCUUUGUCCCGACCGACGAAGCCUUCGCGGAUCUGCCCGCCACGGAGCGGCUGCAGUCGUUGCCGGCGGACCGCAAGGCAGUGGUUCUCCGCUUCCACGUGCUCCAUUCCUACUACCCCCUUGGCUCGCUGGAGUCCAUCGUCAACCCCGUGCAGCCCACCCUGGCGACCGAGAAUACCGGCGCCGGCCGAUUCACCCUGAACAUCACCCGCGUCAACGGAUCGGUGGCGAUCGACACCGGAAUGGUCCAGGCGUCCAUCACCCGCACGGUGUUCGACCAAAAUCCCGUGGCCAUCUUCGCAGUUUCCAAGGUGCUGCUCCCCAGGGAGAUCUUCGCCGGAGACGCGGCCGCUGGUGCGUCGCAGCUGCAUUCCGCCGCCGCGCCUCCUCUGGAUCCGAUUGCGCUACCACCACAGGGAGCGGAUGCGGUCGAUUCACCGCCAGCGAGGCUGUCAUCACCGCCGGGCGCCAAAGAGGAGGUAGCAGCGGCAGGGGCAGUGGCAUUCGGCGGAAGGGUGUUACCCGUCCUGUGCUCUACAGCUUCGCUUUAUCUAAUGCUGCCACUGGUAUGAGAUCUGCCGCCUCUUCUUCUGUGUUUUCGAUCUCUAUCCUCCUCUCUGUGUUGGGGAUUCAUUCGGGAUGGUAUUCAUAUACAAAGGUUGAAAUUUUAGCUGCAAAGCAGCCAUUUUUUUCCC
Messenger RNA from Zingiber officinale, 1551 nucleotides. RefSeq names its product fasciclin-like arabinogalactan protein 4. Bases 130 to 1428 code for a protein of 432 amino acids. Gene Ontology annotation, cellular component: plasma membrane. NCBI's taxonomy places the organism in Eukaryota, Viridiplantae, Streptophyta, Magnoliopsida, Zingiberales, Zingiberaceae. The transcript has a single exon. Gene Ontology annotation, biological process: abscisic acid-activated signaling pathway; mucilage biosynthetic process involved in seed coat development; multidimensional cell growth. The record is from RefSeq and is a predicted model, not a curated record.